AGAAACAAAAGUGACAUGCAUCUUUGUUUUAGUGUUGGGCAACCUGGCUACAACCUAUGUUGACUCGAUUCGCAGUGGCGCUAUUCCUUGCUUAGAGAAUGCAGUUCUUGCACUGGCACAAAUUGAGAACUCAGCUGCAGUGAAUCAGGCUGUUACGUACUACAAAGAGGCCAUGGAAAAAUCUGUGGCAUUCCCCACUGAGUCUGUGAAAGAACUCUCUGAAAUGCAUGCACAAAUUGAAAAGGAGGCAAUUGAGGUUUUCAUGAAGCGUUCCUUCAAGGAUGAAGAAGGUGAAUUUCAGGCUUUACUGACGAAAAACAUAACCUCGUGCUAUGAACAGCUUUGCCAGAAGAAUGAACAAGAGUCAGCAAACCACUGCAAGGCAAUAAUUAUGGAUCUUUUCAGUAACCUGGAGAAGGAAGUUGCAGAUGGACUAUAUUCUCAACCCGGCGGCUACAAGCAGUUCAUAAAAGUUCAAAGAGACUUACUGGAGAAAUAUAUGGCUAUACCUGGAAAAGGAGUCAAGGCCGAUGCAGUACUUCAGGAAUUCCUUAAGUCAAAGGAAGACGUGGCAGCAUCGAUUCUGCAAGCAGAUCAAAGCCUGUCUGAAAAGGAAAAAGAAAUUGAAGCUGAGAGAGCUAAAGCAGAGGCUGCAGCAAUGGAGGUAAAGGUCAUGGAAGAGUCACAAAAGGCAAUGGAGCAGAUGAUAGAAGACCAGCAGAGGACCUAUGAAGAAAAUAUGCGUCAGCUAGAGAAGAAGAUGGAGGAGGACAGGGAAAAGCUACUGGAAGAACAGAAGAAAGCCUUGGAUCAGAAACUUAAGGAACAGCAAGACUUAUUACAGAAAGGAUUCCAGGAGAAAGCUGACAGACUGAGCAAUGAAAUUACUGAACUAAGAAGAGAGCGAGAACAGGCUCGUCAACAAAGAGGUGGUUUAUUUGACAUUUUGGGAAGUGUACUGACAUCUUUUCUACCUCGUGCUCUAACCAAAGUGUUCCGACUUUGAACUUUGCCAGUGGUACAAACCUGUUGUUAAUGACCAGGUCAAACAGAAGAAUGAAAAUAACAUUGGCAAUUUUCAGCUGGACACACACGUUUUGCAAAUAUAAAACAAAAUGGCAACCACCUUAUUUCCGAAGGCCCAAACACAAAUUCAGAGCACAGCAGUAUUCUCAGUGCAUGUAUGUAUUGGGGGAAAGGGUAGGGUAAAUUAUCUGCACAUUUUUAUACUCAGUAUCAUUUCAAUGUACUGGUGUUGAGUCGACAGUAAAACUGCAGUGAUAUACAAGGAGGGGCAGAGAAUCACACUAUAAUGAGGAAAAGGUCACCACUAUUUUCACAAUUCCAAAUACAAGAUACAUUUACAUUUAGAAAACCGAUUCACAGCAGUAUGUUUACUCACUAUUGCACAAUAAUUUAUGAUCUUGCUACUGCAACAUGCAGUAGCAUCCCACCCUUACCCACUCACCAUCUGAAUGGCAGUUACUUGGGUAGGUUCAUAUUACAGCACAAAUUUAGCACAGUACUGAACAUUUGGCUGUCAAUGCUCUCUUUUGAGUUCUAUAUUCCAAGCACUGCUGAUAAUAUUGGUUGCUGUUUUGCUGCAUUUUGCAGAUUCAGUUCUGAUCCAGCUGCCACGCCAGCUGUACAGCAGUCAAAAUCACAGUACAGCAAGAAAUAUCCCAUCCUGGUUUAAUGGUGCAGGUCAGAGAAUGCAUAGCCACGUGCUGACAAAAACAAAUGUUCUGCCUGCUACCAUCCGUCUGUGUUACAUUUGCUAUAUUAUUUAUGUACCAUUACUAAUAAACUCAAUGCAAUUAGUAGUAGUGUAAUAUUUGUUAUUGUACUUCUCAGGCUUGUUUGUCAGAUUUCAAUGUUUUUUCACUGUUUGCUUAGCGAGAACAUCUCUAUUAACACCCCAAUAAAACAGCUAUAUUCUCUGUGCCUACAGUGUCCCACUAGUUAACAAAGACAUUCGCACACAUCUGGAUGGUGCAAACUGUUUACCCAGUCGACCUCAACCAUGGCAGUAGAUGCAUCUUCUUGUGCAUUACCUGUCCUAGUUAGUGCAGUAGAGUACAGGUUAUACCACAGAGGAGCACUGUUGUUAAAGAGGAUGCAUAAAAAGCACAAAAGCAAGUGGUAUAUUUAUACGCAUAUCAGAACAACAAAAGUGUUUUGAAAUUAUCACAACUUGUCUUCUGUCUGCCAUAUUCUAUCAGCAGACAUAUUUAAAAACAAAUUAAAGGUCAGCUUUAAUGCACACAUUUCUUUAACAAAUGGGUAAUGGUGCUGUAUAUGUACCCACCUGCAUAGAAAGGCAUUAGACCUCCUUCUGCCAAAUGCUCAUUUGUUCUACAUGAGAAGAUCUAGUAGGCCAUCACAAAUAUUUUUAUUACACUUUUGUUAUGAUUUUCUUAUAUUUUUAUUACUGUUAUUAACAGAAGAAAUAUCAGCUGUACUGUGAUAGAUUUGGUAGUAAUAUGCAAUAAAAUUGUAAACAGUCA
This is a messenger RNA of Protopterus annectens (West African lungfish), 2507 nucleotides long. Its product is annotated as guanylate-binding protein 1-like. The record is from RefSeq and is a predicted model, not a curated record. Lineage: Eukaryota; Metazoa; Chordata; Ceratodontiformes; Protopteridae. Gene Ontology annotation, molecular function: GTPase activity; GTP binding. The transcript has 5 exons. Bases 173 to 1006 code for a protein of 277 amino acids.